UAAAGAGAGCGGCAACUUGUGGGAGCUCGCGGUCUUUAAUGGCUUAACAAACAAACAUAAUUACCCUUACCCGACUAGCGGGAACUCGCCGGGAACUCGCCCUGCAUUGUCGCGCGCUCCCCUGGACCUCGAGCCCGAAGCUAAGCAGGUUGGAGCCUGGAUGGUCGGAGGCAGAAUUGGUUGCGCUCUACUUCUAUACCCCCGUGCUUGUGCUCCCCGGCUUCACCAACCCGCAGGACCGGCACGAGCGAACCGCCGCCGCCGUCGCCGUCCCUGCCCGUGCUGUGGCCGUGGCCGUCGGACAUCGCGUGGCAGCAUGGACCCCGGGAAGGACCGAGGCGUCAAAUCCUCCGACGUAUCCGACCGAAUUCAACAGCUGCUGCACGAUGUGAACACCAACCCAGUGGUGGUGCGCUGGGCGAGCUCCGUGCUGGGCCGCUGUGUGGAGUCCCACCCGCUGCUGGCGAUCUUCGCGCUGCUCCUCCUCAUCCUCUCCGCUCCGCCCGUGCUGCUCUUCCUCGGCGCCGUCGCCUUCUACCUCGCCCUCUCCACCGUCGGGUUCAUCCUGCUGCAGGUGUGCGUCCUGUCGCUGGGAGUCUCCGUCCUGCUCCUCUUCCUCUCGGGCCUCGGCGCGCUGGCUCUGGGCCUGACGCUCGCCUUCGCUCCCAUCCUCCUCGUCGCCUCGCUGCUCCUCUCGCGGGACUCCGCGGGUGAACGUCGCCCGCCGGCAAGGCUGACGGAUGGAGGCCACGGCUACUCUCCCUCCCGGAACUACGCGCGGAGAAACUCGCUCAGUUGAAACCCCCUCCUACCGCGUGCGCACACGUGUGAGUGUGUGGGUCAGGGUGAGUGUGUGAGUGUGUGUCAGGGUGAGUGUGUGCGAGUGUGUGUGAGUCUGUGUGUGCGUGUGAGUCAGGGUGAGUGUGUGUGUGUGUCUG
Molecule: messenger RNA, 938 nt
Organism: Petromyzon marinus (sea lamprey)
Lineage: Eukaryota; Metazoa; Chordata; Hyperoartia; Petromyzontiformes; Petromyzontidae
Gene: LDAF1
Product: lipid droplet assembly factor 1
Source: RefSeq, a predicted model, not a curated record